Molecule: messenger RNA, 2724 nt
Organism: Pelodiscus sinensis (Chinese soft-shelled turtle)
Lineage: Eukaryota; Metazoa; Chordata; Testudines; Trionychidae
Source: RefSeq, a predicted model, not a curated record
GCCAGCCAGGACAUUUCUAUUUAGAGCUCUGAGGCAAAGGUGCCCUUGCUGCACUGUGCACCUGCUCUGCUGCCAAUACCCUCCCCCUUACUGGGGUUGCCAGAUGGUUUCAACAAAAAUACCAGACGCAGUUGACAUUACAUCCCAAUCUACAUCACAUCUGAUUUAGAAAAUACCGGAUGUUUAUAUUUUCUCAAUUUGUUUCCUGAACAGAAAGCUCAAAUACUGGACUGUCCAGUUCAAAAUCGGAGACCUGGCAACCCUACCCCUUGUCAGCCACCCUUCCCGCUGCUAAAUGAGCAGCGUCAGAGCCGGGGGGAGGGGGAUGGUGGCUAGUCUGAAAUCCUGCUUUCUUCCUCCACCACCAAUUGCUGCAGCUCUGUUGCUUCCCACUCUCAGAAACUCUCCAGCUGUGCUUCUCAGUCUCCUCAGUGCUUGGAAAUACAAGAAAUAGCAGCAGCUCCCGUGAGCAUGAGGUCACUCCAUCACAUGGGCGCUUUGGGGAAAGAAGGAAGCAAAAAGCCACAUCUCUUAGCAACUCUGGGCAUCUUCCCUAGUCUGCCAGCCCUGGAGCUGCUGCUGCUGCUUCAGUUCUCCCCUCUGCCUUCAGUGAUCUGCUGCCUCCAGAUUCCUCUCCCUGUGUCUUCUAACCCCAGCUGCCUGGGGAUGCUGCUGAAAUAAUCCCAGGGAUUCUGCUUCUGUCCCUGGAACAAGCUCAGGGAUUCUCCCCCAGACAUUUUCAUGGGAAAGGCUCAUCAGUGAGGGGACACACUGAGGCCAGCAGCAGCUCUCCAGCUGAUUUCCAGGAGAGCAGGCUCUGCAGUUUCCUCAAACUUGUCUUCCUGAAAUCUGAUCGCCUUGGACUCCGGACUGUAGUAUUGCCAAAGCCUCCCUUUGUCCACUAGGUUAAGUCUCUCAAGACUGGUUCCUGCCAGCAUGGACGGUGUGCCCCCUGUGCCGAGGACUUGAGUCCAUUGGUAGGAGUCCUUUGUGCCACAGGCACCAGCAGGUAACAUUCACUGUACAGCUGAGGCCUGACAAGCAGAGAGAAGCCAUGGCCGACGCCUCAGAGAACACGAGGAGGAGCAGGCGAUCUAGCUCACUGAAGCGCAGGUUCCUCUGGAAGCUCCGCCAGAAAUGGAAGCUCCUUGGCCUCUUUGAGAUCGACAGGGAGCACGAGUUUUAUGGCCUCACCUGCAUGCUGAAGGUGGGGCUCAGGGCUGCCAUCCAGGAGGCCAUUGACAACCCACCUACGGAAGCCCUGUGCGAGGCAGACUGCAAGGCUGUGCUGAAGCAGGCCCAUGAGGGCUUUGAGAUGCGUACGUACGGUGGCCCAGCCUUCGCUCACUUCAGGCACUCGCUGGGCAUGUCGGAGAAGGAAUACCAGCAGUCCCUGUCCUCCCGCAGCUUCUAUCUGCAGUUCAUCAGCAACUCCAAGAGCAAGGCUGACUUCUUCCUGACGAACAACAAAUGCUUCUUCCUGAAGACACAGAGUAAGAGAGAGAUCCGGUUCCUCCUCUCCAACCUGCCCAAGUACAUCCAGCACCUUGAGAAAUACCCCCACUCCCUCCUCGUCAAGUUCCUGGGGGUUCACAGCAUCAUCGUGGCCCAAGAGAAGAAGAAAUACUUCAUCAUCAUGCAGAGCGUGUUCUACCCCGAAGAGCGGAUCCUCCAGCGGUACGAUAUUAAAGGGUGCCAGGUGAAUCGCUGGACGGAACCUCCCUCCGAGGGCAGCCACGUCAUCGUGGUGCUGAAGGAUCUCAACUUCGAAGGAAAUUCCAUCCACCUAGGCCAGCAGCGCUCCUGGCUCAUCCGCCAGAUGCAGCUGGACACGCAGUUCCUGGAGGAGCUGAACGUGCUGGAUUACAGCCUGCUGGUGGCGUUUCAGCCCCUUCAUGCAGACGAAAAGAGCCUGAACCUGUCCUUCACGGACAUGGUCUUCAGGACCACCAGGUCCUUGAACAACCUCGGGAGCUGCCAGCCCACCUCGAUGUCAGGGAUCCUGGAGGAGGAGUCAGACAUGCUGGUGUCUGAGAUGAUGGGAGAAGCUGACCUCUACCGACUGCGUGAGCGGUACUCCGGGAUGCAGGACGUGGGCCUCCGAAACAGCGCCAUGUCUGAUACUGAGCUGGCCCAGAUCCUGGCCCAGAACCGACGCCUGCUGCCCAGAUGCAAGAGCCCUCUGCACUUGCUGGAUGGGCCACAGUUCCGCUACUUCAUGGGCAUCAUCGACCUGUUCACCGUGUACUCCUUCCGCAAGAAGCUCGAGCACCUGUGGAAAUGCAUCUGGUACCGGGGACAGACCUUCUCCACUGUCAGCCCCUCGGAUUAUGCCAGGCGCCUCUGCCAGUGGGUGGAAUCACACACUGUAUGACCAGGACUCUGCAUUGGGGCAGAAAGUGGAGGCAGCUUCUCCAGCAGCCCCACUCACAUGCUGGGAGAGUUACUAGCUCCCAGAGGGUGCUGCAAGCUGCCUGCAUCUGGUCCCUGCACCUGCAGGGGGCAGGCUGCUGUGUUACAGGAAGGCAGAAGGAACAUUGCCAGUGUUCUGAGAGCAGGCUGGGGGCAUCAGAAACUGAGAGUGGGAGACGCCGUGUUCAGGCAGGCAACAGCUGUCCUGCAGCGUGCUGUGGGGAUGGGGUUCUGUGUAAGUGCCACAUCUAUCCAAGGAACCCAGUAAAUGGGGACUGUGUGAAUCAGCUGCCAGGCAGCAUUGCUGCCGCC